Messenger RNA from Populus trichocarpa (black cottonwood), 3105 nucleotides. RefSeq lists its product as uncharacterized. NCBI's taxonomy places the organism in Eukaryota, Viridiplantae, Streptophyta, Magnoliopsida, Malpighiales, Salicaceae. The coding region runs from base 1 to 3105 and encodes 1034 amino acids. The transcript is spliced from 8 exons. The record is from RefSeq and is a predicted model, not a curated record.
AUGCCAGUACAGAUCUACCCCCCUACUAUCAUCCUAUCCAGCGGCGCAGGUACAAGCACGGUUAGAGAGGCAGAUGGGUUUCCAGUGGCUAACAACUCUCCACCUCUUGAUGGGUCUUCACCAUCUUCUCCGGCUCCUGUCUCUCCAGAGAUACCAGCAAGUCCCAAAGGUGCCAGCUUUAACCCAUCCAACAAUGUUCAAGCAGCUUUCAAUGAUAUUCAGUCCUGCCCUCUUUUAACUGAAGACUUAGAUCAUUCUUGUGAUGACUGGAAACUGUGUGCCAUUGGUUAUGUUUUUGGAAAAUUUCCUGGUUAUAGAGCCUUGAAUAGCAUCAUUGGGAACAUCUGGAAAUGUGAAGUAACCCUUACCAUACAUGAAUCGGGCUGGUUAGUUUAUAAAUUCCAAAAUGAAGAAGACAAGUUCUCUGUAUUAUAUGGAGGGCCUUAUUUAGUAUAUGACAGGCUUCUCAUCUUGCGUCCCAUGUCUGAAUAUUUUGAUUUCUCAUGCUCUGAAAUGACUCAAGUCUCUGUUUGGAUUAAGUUCCCAAACCUGCCAUUGAAAUGCUGGACACCGAGGUGUUUAUCAAAGCUUGCAAGUGUUCUUGGUAAGCCAAUACAAUGUGAUAAGUUAACUUCCACCAAUGAGAGAUUAUCAUGUGCUCGGGUGCUUGUGGAAAUGGAUCUCCUUGCUGAUCUUAGAUCCUCCAUCAAUGUUAUCCUGCCUAAUAGAAACCCCCUCAUUCAAAGGGUUAUCUAUGAGACGCUGCCUAAAUUUUGCAAGCAUUGCAAAGUGCUAGGCCAUUCCACUGGAGCAUGUUCUAAAGGCAAAGAAGAGGCCAGAACAGUAGGGAAGGCAGGUUCAGCUAAUGUUGUUGUUGCUACCAAGAAAAAUGUCAAAGGUAGUGUCUUUACUCGACUCAGCCCCUCUGUUGAUGAUUCCCUUGUUGAUGCCCCGCCUGUUAUUGCUCCCCCGGUUGAAGUCUCCCCUGUUGAUACUCCUCCUACUGAUGCUCCUAAACUUGAUGCUCACAUUGUCCCUAUAGAGACUUGUGUAGCUCAGGAUGAGCAACAUUGUUCUCAAGCCACAACUGCUGGUUUUGAAGAGUGGCAAACUGUUCGGAAAAGGAGAAAUAACAAUGGUAACAAGCAGCACCCAUCAAAAUCUUUACCUGCUGAAAGGCUUAAUAGUCCUCUCAAACAGCAUGAGGUUACUGGCCUCAUGAAGGGUAAAAAGAUUGAUUUUAUAAACAAUGUUGAAGCUGCAAUAUAUGCUCGGAUAGUUGUUUUUUGGAACCCUGACACAGUAAAGGUUGAGAUGCUUCACUUCUCUACCCAAGGGAUACAUGUUCGGAUUACAAGCUUGGUUCACCAAUAUAGUUUUACAGCCCCCUUCAUAUACGGUUUCAACAUCAUUACUGCCAGAAGAGCUUUGUGGAAGGAUUUAAGAAGAUGGGGCACGAAAUCACCAUGGAUUCUUCUUGGGGAUUUUAACUCUAUUCUCUCUCAAGAUGAUAAGCAUAAUAGGGAGCCAGUCUCUAACUAUGAAACUUCAGAUUUCAGGGGUUAUGGUAAACGCUCAUUGGUUCACAUUGCAGCAAAUGGCCCAUGUCCACUUUGGUACCCAGGAGCUUUCUCGGACCAUUCUCCAACUACUAUCCAGCUGGGAUUAUGGGAAUUCCAUGGCAAACAGAAUUUUAAAUUCUUCAACAUGUGGGUUGCUCAUCCUCAGUUCUUGGAAAUCAUCUUUCAGCAUUGGUAUUUGGAUAUCUAUAGGUCGCAUAUGUAUAUUCUCUAUAAAAAGCUCAAGCAAUUGAAAGGAACCCUGAAGACUCUGAACAAUCUUCAUUUCAGCCACAUUUCGGAGAAGGUAGCUAGAGCAGAAAAGGACCUGGAUGAUACUCAGCUUCUUCUGCAGAAUGACAGGGACAAUGGUCAUCUCUUAGCACUUAAAAAGCAGCAGAGGCUGAACCUUGUAAAUCUUAAAUCUGCUGAGAAAAUGUUAUUUGGCCAAAAGUUGAAAUGUGCUUUCUUUAAAGAUUGUGACAAGGGAACCAGAUUUUUUCACUCUUUGAUGAGCCAGCGUCAUAGGAGACACCAUAUUCUUGCUAUUAUUUGUAGUGAUGGUAUGCUCACUUCUUCGACUGAAGAGGUUAGUAGAGAGUUUGUCUCAUACUAUAAAGAGCUCUUGUGGACUUCCAAGCCUACUAUCCUGCCAAGAGUUGAGGUAGUUCAUUGUGGCGCCUGCAUUAAUGCCGACUCUCAUGACUAUCUUCUUGCUCCAGUAUCUGCUGAUGAUAUCAAGCAAGUUCUCUUCAGUAUGGAUGAUGACAAAGCUCCAGGCCCGGAUGGAUAUACCUCUGCCUUCUUCAAAAAAGCUUGGAACAUUGUUGGUGAUGACUUUUGUUCAGCCGUUCAAGAUUUCUUUGCCUCAGGAGAGAUUCUCAAGCAGCUUAACCAUUCUAUCAUAGCCCUUAUUCCAAAAUCAGUAAAUGCAAACUCUGCUGCAGAUUACAGACUUAUUUCUUGUUGUAACGUCACUUACAAAGUGAUUUCCAAGAUUUUAGCAGGGAGGCUGGCUCAUGUGCUCAAUGAUAUUAUCAGCCCUUCUCAGAACGCUUUUCUUGGAGUGAGAUUCAUGGCAGAUAAUAUUAACCUCAUGCAAGAGCUUCUGAGGCGAUAUGGGCGAAAAGGUCUCUUGGGGUUCCCUGCUAGGUUUGUUCAUCUUGUUAUGAAAUGUGUUGAGACUACCUCAUUUUCUGUCUGCAUCAAUGGUAAUCUCUUCGGUUUCUUCCAAGCUUUGGGAAUCAGCCAUUUUGGUUUCGCUGAGGAUAUUCUCCUGCUCUGCCGUUGUGACAUGGUCUCUGUUAGCAUUAUUCUUCAUCAGCUUCAUGUUUUUUGGGAGAUAUCUGGCCUGGUAAUUAAUGCAGCCAAAUCCUCUAUAUUCUUUGCUGGUGUUUUGGGGGAUAUGAAGCAGGCCAUUCUCGGCCUCUCUCAGUUCACCGAAGGGAGUUUUCCCUUCAAGUACCUAGGUGUCCCUCUCAGCCCUCACAAGCUUCUCGCCAGUCAAUUCUCUCCUCUCAUUCACAAGUUAGAAUUGGCUAUUUAG